AUGGCCCCAGAGACCCGGUCCCGCGGCGCGCCCCCCUCGAGCCGGGUCUACCACUCUACGCCCUCACUGCAGCAGGUACAGUUUCCGUCUCGGAGGAAGAAGGUGCGCACCUACGGCCGGCAGCCCAGGGAUCACCUAGCCACCGUGACUCUGCGGCAGCAGACGCUUACCCAGAUUGACUUUGUGUCGAGCUUUGAAACCGACGAAGACGACGAUGGCGUUGUCAGCCUGACCGAGAGCGAGGCUGAGACGGCACGAUACAGAGGCGAAAAGGAGCGUAGGAAUCCGCAGGUCGACGGCGGGGAGCUUGAUCAGCAAGAGGAGGACGCCGACGAAGAUUCAUUUCAUGUGAAGAUCAGGCGGAGGAGGAGGCCGGAGGCCGCACCGGAGAGGAAGAGGAAGCGAAGGCGGACGCUGGGCGACGAAACCAACGACAAGAACGCAGGGAAGCCGAACGUGGGCGAAGGGAAGGAAAAAGAAUGGAGACGAAGGACGAUGGGUGACCACUCAGCGCACCCGUCAUCGUCCAUCUAUCAUACCCAAACCCUGACGCAGCUCCUUGGCCACCGCUCCGUCAUUGCUGACUCGGACGACGAGCUGGAUAUCGACAUCGACCCCGACAUCGACCUGGGUGCCGUCAGCGAAAAGGAUGACGACGAGGACGGCUUCCUCCACUGGCUUGGCGACUCCGGAAGCCCUAGCGUGCGAAACAAUCAGGUGGACAACGUCGAAUCGCCUCCGUCCCGGGAGGAGUCCGUCAUCCCGCAGACGCCAGCCAAGCGCACCACGACGCUUCGCUUCGACCUGCCCCCUUCGGGCGGCCUCGGCUCCCCCUCGACCUUGCGCGUAGACCGCUACGGUCCGGCCGACAAGCAGCAUUCUCCCCGGCCCCGCCGAAUCACAUCCUCGCCUGUCGAGUCAUCUGUCGCGCUGACAGGCGUCCCUCGACCUCGAGAGCCGGUCGCGUUGGCCCGUCCCGUGCCGGCUCUGGCCAUCCAGGACUCGUUCGCCACCACCGCAAGCUUGGGGACGACCGACGCUCGCAAAAGCCCUUCAUCAUCGACGCCCGUGACACCCUCUGGGAUGCCGCAUCCUCAGCCUGAGGAGAAUUUGGAGCCCACUCGGCCACCCGCUUCGCCGAUGGCGUCGUCUCCGACACGGACGAGGACGUCGCCCAAGAAGCUGACGGCGAAUGGUCGGUCCGAGAUUCCUGACUCGGAUGAUGACGACUUUGACUUUGUCCGCGACGACGACGACGAAGCAAACGAUGGCGACUUUGCCGGUGCAGAAACGCAGCUCGUUCUGAGCGAAUUGGCGUCAACGAAAGACAUCGACCAAGCAGCCCCUCGACUCUCUGCUCUACCCCCGUCUUCCCUACGCCUCGAGGUUGUCGACUCUGCUCCAACGGCCCCUUCGCCAUUACUGCCAGAACUGCCACCACUGCCACCACCAAACGCUCAUUCCUAUCCGCCCAAACCCAUCCGACAACCUCUCCACAACCCCCUUUCUCCCCACAAUCCCAGCCAGCCCUUCGAGUCCCAGCGGGUCGCUCUCUCUAUCCUCCAGUCCCUCCCCCCGCACACCCCGCGCUCCGAUAUUAUCCUCCCCUUGUCCCCUUCCCAGCUCGACGUCCUCGUUACCGGCCAUGCCGUCCAUGUUCAGCUGCCCUUCAAGAUCCCCCUUCAGGUCGUUCGCUUCUGGCUCCUCGAUGACAUUGCCCGACAACUACGAUACAUGGCCUGCAUCGACUAUUCCGCCGCUCAUCUCACGCGCCCCCUCGCCCCGUUUUCCUACCCUCUCGCCCAAAUCUAUGAGCUGAACAACCCUGUCGACGAAGAAGAUAUGCGUGACGAGGGCUGGUUGCAUGGCCCCAUCGCCAAGUACGUUUACCUGCCCCCAGCCGUCAUCGGGCAGCUGCUCUGGAACUUGAGGCACGAGCUUUUUGCCGCCGAUGACGACAAGGAGGAUGCUGCCGAGGACGACAAUCAGGUAGUGCCUGAUGGUCCCUCUCGCGAGACCCUCUGCCUGCCCCUCGCCGGCACUCCCUCCGGUACCAUGACCAUCUCCCAGGAAGUCACCGCCCAGAUCCGCAGCGACAUCGCCCACUCGACGCAGUUCAUCCCCUCGACUGCCGAUCAAACACGCCACGACGAUGAAGGGGCAUCCACGCCUAGCCGCCCCCGUUCAUCCCCCGCCACCAAACCCCCUCGGCAGUCCUCGUCAUUGGACCGCGCCCCUCAGGAGCAUGCCAAUCUAUCCUUCUCCCAAGCGACAACCGCAUCGCGGUCGCCGACGCCCGAGAGCCCGCAGCUUUGCCCUACUCGUCGAGAACCCCCCGUUGCUGCCGCCGCCGCCCCUUCUCAGCAAACGCCGCAGCUGCACAAUUCUGGCAGCAGUCUCGCCUUCUUGGACCAGAGCGCCUCGCUACUCACCAUCCCUCCUGGGUCGUCCUCGCUCCCUGCCUCUCAGCUCCUAACCAAAAGCCAGCUGUUAUCCGACAGCCUUACCAGAGAUGUCAAUCCACCGGAACUCCCACGCGUCAUAUGGGAUUCGGAGGAUGACGACGCCCCGCCGUGA
Drechmeria coniospora is the source of this 2577-nucleotide messenger RNA. RefSeq lists its product as uncharacterized. Lineage: Eukaryota; Fungi; Ascomycota; Sordariomycetes; Hypocreales; Ophiocordycipitaceae. The transcript has a single exon. The coding region runs from base 1 to 2577 and encodes 858 amino acids. The record is from RefSeq and is a predicted model, not a curated record.